AUGGCAACAGAGGUGCCCCAGAAUGAACUCAUCCCUGACAUUGUGUAUGAAACGGAGAAUGACAAUUACGUCGAAUUCUCAUUAUCACCCUCACCCUCACGGCCUCACCCACCGCCCAUGGUCCAAUUAUCCCCUUCUGUGGCAGGCAAAUCGAGAUUCAAGUGGGCCAAUGACGGCAUUCAUGGAUCUCCGUUGAGGAGCGAGAGCGCCAAUGAGGUCACUUCAUCCGCCACGCUAAGAAGGAUCUCCACUGUCCAGUUUGCUGAUGUCACCAUUUUUCAGGGGGGGUUUUACAGUGCUGUCACUGCUGGCGGAAAGGGAGGCUGGCUCUGUUUCUGUGACGGGACGGGAGAGGCAGACACACAAGAUGUUACCGUGCACCGUCAUAUCUCGCCUCACAUUGGGCUCUCACCACCGUUUUUGAUGCACAUCAAAGGAGAAGGGAGCCUCAACCGCGCCCCACAAGCUUGUUCUUUACGAAAAGUGCUGGUGGUCCAAAAACGGUUUCUAGUUGGGCGUCUCGACCAAACAGAGGCCCGUGAUCGCGAGGUCUGCCCGGCAUUCUCCUCAUCUCAGCAAUGA
This is a messenger RNA of Fusarium graminearum PH-1, 582 nucleotides long. RefSeq lists its product as uncharacterized. The transcript is spliced from 4 exons. NCBI's taxonomy places the organism in Eukaryota, Fungi, Ascomycota, Sordariomycetes, Hypocreales, Nectriaceae. The coding region runs from base 1 to 582 and encodes 193 amino acids. The record is from RefSeq and is a predicted model, not a curated record.